Molecule: messenger RNA, 903 nt
Organism: Cryptococcus amylolentus CBS 6039
Lineage: Eukaryota; Fungi; Basidiomycota; Tremellomycetes; Tremellales; Cryptococcaceae
Exons: 5
Coding region: 36-638 (200 amino acids)
Cellular component (GO): cytoplasm
Molecular function (GO): phosphatase activity
Source: RefSeq, a predicted model, not a curated record
CUCUCAUCUCCCUGCUGAGCCCGUAAUCCACCAAAAUGUCCAACACAGCCCCCGCCACCGAGAAGCGCAUCCACCUCACCCGCCACGCCCAGGCCGAGCACAACGUGGCCAACGACUACCAGAUCGCCGAUGCGCCAUUGACCAAGCUGGGACAAGACCAAUCCCGAGAGCUCAAUGAAAUCACCAAGAAUGGCGUACAAAAGACUGCCGACCUGCUUGUAUCCUCGUGUCUCCGGAGGCCACUGGAGACCAUGCUACUCGGCUACCCUGAACUAAAAUUCCGGCUCGAAAAGGAGGGAAAGCCUGUCAUCAUACUCGACCUCUUGCAAGAAGUCGGCCACUGGCCCUGUGACACACCGACUCAUCCCUUAUCCGCUCUCAAAGCUUCCAACGACGGUAUCUUUUCCUCUCUUGAUUUCUCCCGCCUCUCCCCCGAGUACGCCUCCAAACAGGGUAUCUUUGAUCCUCGAAACGCGAUAGAGCGCGCCAGACAAAUGAGGGUAUGGUUGAGAGAGAGGCCAGAGAAGGAAAUCGUUGUGGUGGCGCACGGGGACAUUUUGAGAUACAUUGCCGAUGGACAGCAGUCUACUAGAGUACGCCUUCAGCUCAUGGAGCAGGACUGUGCUGAUAACGCAUAGCCCUGGGGCAAUGCCGAGUCCAAAGUCUUCACCUUCAAGUCCGAGACCGACAAUUUUGCCGGUCUGGUCGAAUCAGACUACAAGGUCAAGGCUCCAGACGCUACCGAUGACCCAACCAGCAGCGAGAUUUCCAACAAGACUCAAUAGACUCUUAGAUCAUCUCAUCACAUGUCGUUGUAUGCAUGACUAACAAAAGUAUCGUAAGCGUAUAGAAUUCGUUAAAACAUGAAAAUACAAAAGGACCCAAGACGGUCAUUAUACACAG